AUUGUCAGUUAAGGUCGGUGCAAAGUGUGGUUCCUCAAACACGUAUUGCUCAAACGUUUAUUGUGGCUACAGCAUGAAUAUAGGCAAUUCAAUGCAUUUAUGCGUGAGAUUUUGGACAGACUCUGAAUACGUGUGAGUCGCACGCCGAAUGCGCGAUCCUUAGUAGGUCUGACAGUGGGUAUUGUGUUUAAUCAUCAGUCGUGAUAUGUUCUAUUUUUAUAUUGUUCUCCAUAAUGUAUUGUGUUGAUACUUAGAACAAGGUAAGUUACCUGAUAGUAUCUGCUGCCAUUGUAUUCCCAAGGCUGUCAGUAUGGGCCUCAAUAGAUGAUUGGUGUUUAUAACGUCACGUUUGCUACAUAGUGCAUGCUUAUUAACUGCUAUCUGAGAUCGGUCGAAACAUUGAUUGAUUAAAACCAGUCAUAAUCCAACAAUUCAGCCUCUUGGACCCAGGACCCCAGAAUGGAAAGCUGUAAAUUGACCUGUAAAAUGAUGACCGGACUACUGGGUCUCCUUGUUUUGGUACCCCACGAUGCCGCUGUGUCUUCCGAUGUAUGUCUGGACGACGUUUGCUACUUUAACUUAAAGGUACGACACCACCGAACAAUGACGUUCACAGAUUCGCAUGGAAGAUCGUCUCCAGUGUCUCUGGAAGAUAAUGGCAAUUUAAGACUCAUUAGUACUUGGUCGUAUACAUCUGGCUCUACUCCGAAUGGAUCUCUCGUACAGCCGGAUGACGUCAUAUCUGGAGACGGUGUGGUUCGUCGAAUAAUUGUUAUAAAUAAUGAAUUUCCAGGGCCGACACUGGAAGUCAUGGAAGGAGCCAAGGUUGUGGUUAGAGUCACCAAUUUGAUGACGUCAGAGGUGUUGUCCAUCCACUGGCACGGGCUUUAUAUGACAAACAACGUUUGGGCCGACGGAUCAGCUUAUAUCACACAAUGUCCGAUACUGCCCCGGCAAAGUUUUCUCUAUGAGUUCACUGCUGAACCUGCUGGAACACAUUGGUACCACGGUCACGUUACAACCCAAUUGGCAGAUGGAUGUUACGGAGCAAUUGUUAUCCACAAGCAGCCCCCGAGCACGCCAUCACGAGUAAUAAUGGUGGCAAAUUGGUUUCAUGAAGAUUACAUCGCCUAUGAUAUACAAAGCCCAUACCGUCAAGGCUGGAAAGGGGUUGGGGAAGUCGUCAUAGAAGCAUCCCAGCGCGAUUACUCUCAUGAUGGGAUGGAAUUGAAUGCAUUGAAAUACGUAUCAGCCCUUAUCAAUGGUAAGGGAAGGUUUAAAAACAAUGCUCCGUUGACAGUGUUUAGAGUUUCUGAAGAUGAUUUUAAGUUCCAUAUCAUAAAUACUGGAGGAGAAUUUGCAUUCAGGAUAUCAAUCGAUUGCCAUCGUUUGAUGGUGGUAGCUUCUGAUGGUUUUGACGUCACGCCUUCUAACUUCCAAUCAAUUAUCGUCUACCCUGGAGAGUCUUACGACGUUUUGCUAUUGCGCCAGACAAAGAGAUCCUGUGGCUGUCGCCUGCCAAAUUACUGGCUGCGAGCAGAGACACUGCGUUGGAAAAAAGGACAGGGAGGGAUCAAAGAUGAAAACGAAGUAAGAGCAAUCAUUAGAUACGGGAAUAGUAGCUCUGGCUCUCCAACUUCAAUCAAAGAAAACUGCAAGACAAGCAAACGUAAAUGUAAGGUGUUGAAUUGCCCAUUUGGAGGUUACCCUGUGCACGAGAAUACAGAGUGUUUUAGUGUUGCCGAUUUGAAAGCAAAAACAGACGAACAACUUUCUGAUUUGUUGAAUCGUCAUACAGACGAGGAAAUGUUCUUAAAUGUCGGCUUCAACGUCGGCUCGUCGAUCAACUGCAGAGUAUUCGAAAAUCCAAGGGCGCCAUUUUACCCGUAUGAUUCUAGGAAUUAUGAUAAAUGUGACGAGAACGCAUGCAACAAAGACAACUACUGCAUGUGCACCAAUAUCAUCAACCUUCCAUACAAUGUGACAGUUCAACUGGUUGUCACUGACUACAGUUUUAAACCCUGGUCCCAGUCACAUCACCCAUUUCAUCUGCAUGGCUAUUCAUUUGCUGUAGUGAAGAUGGGGUUUCCCUCGUAUAACAAAACAUCUGGACAGAUGGAGUCUCCAAACGAUGAUGUAGACUGCCUGACAAGGGACUGUUGUCAGACCCACUGGAGCAAUGGAACGACUCCUAAAUUAAAUUUACGAAACCCACCAAUGAAAAACACUCUAGUCAUUCCGUCUGGAGGAUAUGCAGUCAUUCGUUUUCGCACAACUAAUCCGGGUUGGUGGCUAUUCCAUUGCCAUCAUUCUUCACACUUUAUGGAAGGAAUGAGUUUACUCUUCUCUGUGUCACCUGAAAAUCUAAAAGAUCCGUCUGGAAACUUCAACAUAUGCCCAGAUUUCUGAGGAAAGUUUUGAGCAAGACUAUUUCUUUGCUCUCAUAUGUACGGUAUACAGUUAAGUUACGGGUAAUUUAAUUUAUCCAUGGUUAUAAUGCUUAAGGUACAGCAUAGAGAAAAUAUUUUCUCUGUGGGUACAGUAUAUCGUUUACAGCAAAAUCCUAUUUAAAAUAUUAAAAAAAUAAGUUAGACACUAAAAGACCCCUAUUUUUUUUAUAGUAAUUACCAAAGAUAAAUCUGUAAAUGGUUUAACAGCUAAUUGAGUCUGUAUAAAAAAUACCACUAAAAACUGAUGCAAAUUAAUAAAAAGUUUGAUUCAUUUUUUAGCUUAAGACAGACAGGUUAUCUUGAAGUACUGGAAAAGCAUAUAUUCCAGUAGACAUCUACCAACUACCAACAAAACACUUUCUCGGGGAAUAUUCCCUGCACACCCUAGGCAACAGGGUUUAUGCUUAUCCUAACAUAGCACAGCCAAUAGCUAGUCAUACUAUAUGAUGCUCAAUUUUCCCCUUUUAUCCACAACUAAAACUGUAUAUAUACUUGUAGUGUGGCAGAAAUUCUGUGUAUAUAAAGGCUCCCCGAUUCAACCGACCAAUCAAUAUCACCGAAUGCUGUCAGCGAUAGCAUUUAGCGAUUAUUGUAUGGAAGCCAUGCUAAAUUUGCCAUUUUUUUUUGCUAUCUACGAUAUGAUAUUGUUCAUAACAUUUUCUGAAUGUUAAAUAUAAACAAAUAGAGAAAACAAAA
This is a messenger RNA of Anneissia japonica, 3146 nucleotides long. RefSeq names its product laccase-1-like. The transcript is spliced from 3 exons. Gene Ontology annotation, biological process: iron ion transport. Gene Ontology annotation, cellular component: plasma membrane. Gene Ontology annotation, molecular function: oxidoreductase activity; copper ion binding. The coding region runs from base 460 to 2409 and encodes 649 amino acids. The record is from RefSeq and is a predicted model, not a curated record. Lineage: Eukaryota; Metazoa; Echinodermata; Crinoidea; Comatulida; Comatulidae.